UCACUGCAAAAUGCAAAUCAACGAAAAGAAAACGACAAGCAAAGGUGGAGGCUUUGAUCCUGUAAGAACGACCCUCAAAUCCAGCCUGAUAAAAAGCUGCUUUGGACUCUGCCUCCACUUCGCCUCCUCCUUUGCAGGCGCCCGGCCAUCGCCGAACCCCACUUCAAGUUUAUCUAUCUAUUCUUCACCAAUCCCUUCAAACCCCUCAUCAUCCUUAAACUUCAUUCCUAAGAUCUGUAAUCGAACACCAACUUUUGUGGAUCGCAGCCAAGUUCUAAGAAUCUUCUUCAUAUUUUCGUAGUCAACAGAAGCUUCUGUGAGUAAAAAUGGAGGUGGGAUUGAUGCAGAGACAGCGGGUUCAGUAUGUAAAAGGCCUACUCGGUGAGGGCACUCUGGAUAGUCAGUAUUUGCAGCUUUUGCAACUGCAAGAUGAGAGUAAUCCAACUUUCGUUUCUGAAGUGGCGACUCUUUUCUUUGAAGAUACCGAGGAGCUUCUCAAUAAACUGAGAGUCGCUCUAUUACAGCCAUCUGUGGACUUCAAAAAGAUUGAUGAUCAUGUACACCAGCUGAAGGGCAGCAGCUCCAGCAUAGGUGCACUUAGAGUGAAGAAUGCCUGCAUUGACUUCCGGAGCGCCUGCGAGCAACAAAGUCCAGAAUGGUGUUCAAGAUGUCUCCAACAAGUAGAGCAAGCAUUCUAUGGUGUAAAAGAUAAGCUCAGUUAUCUAUAUGCUCUGGAGCAACGGAUUUUGAAUGCUGGUGGAUCCAUCCCAGUGGACUUGGGUUCCUAAACUGACAAAAUCCAUGAAAACCAAGAGUUUUCCAUUCGUUCCUGUCGAGUCUCCUUUCUCUGUUCUCUAGGCUCUUAAAAUGGCUGUUACUUGUGCUUGUACAAAUUCAGAACCUUUGCCCUUUUCACUCAGAACAUCAAUGUUUUCUACAGCUGAUUUCGACUUUUGAUUUUUCAAGUCUGUUUGAGCUGAACUGUUUGUAUUGCAUGGAGUCCUGAAAGAUUUUCUGGGUGUUUUCAUAGAGGCAAAUACUCUCUUUCAUCUUUGUUCCCCUA
Messenger RNA from Cucurbita maxima (winter squash), 1063 nucleotides. RefSeq names its product histidine-containing phosphotransfer protein 1-like. Gene Ontology annotation, biological process: cytokinin-activated signaling pathway; phosphorelay signal transduction system; phosphorylation. Gene Ontology annotation, molecular function: histidine phosphotransfer kinase activity; protein histidine kinase binding. Gene Ontology annotation, cellular component: nucleus; cytoplasm. The transcript has 6 exons. The record is from RefSeq and is a predicted model, not a curated record. NCBI's taxonomy places the organism in Eukaryota, Viridiplantae, Streptophyta, Magnoliopsida, Cucurbitales, Cucurbitaceae. The coding region runs from base 327 to 788 and encodes 153 amino acids.